Vitis riparia (riverbank grape) is the source of this 564-nucleotide messenger RNA. RefSeq lists its product as uncharacterized. The record is from RefSeq and is a predicted model, not a curated record. NCBI's taxonomy places the organism in Eukaryota, Viridiplantae, Streptophyta, Magnoliopsida, Vitales, Vitaceae. The transcript is spliced from 3 exons. The coding region runs from base 1 to 564 and encodes 187 amino acids.
AUGAGGGAGAUGUCAUAUGUUUUACCUGGUUGGGAAGGAUCUGCAUCAGACUCGAGAAUCCUAGAUAAUGCAUUAAUGAGAGAUUUUGAUAAAUUGAUUGUUCCACAAGGUAAAUAUUAUUUGGCUGAUGCGGGUUUUCAUCUAAAAACUGGAUUUCUUACCCCAUAUAGAAGCACUUGUUACCAUUUAAAAGAGUAUAGUGUUCAUCAACCAGAAAAUGCUCGAGAGGUUUUCAACCUUCGACACUCAUCCUUGAGAAAUGCAAUUGAAAGAGCAUUUGGUGUUUUAAAGAAAAGGUUUCCAAUAAUAACUAGUGGGACGGAGCCACAUUACCCUGUUGACACACAAUCUGAUAUUAUACUAGGAUGUUGUAUCCUCCAUAACUAUCUCAUGGGUGUUGAUUCAGAUGAAAGAUUAAUAGCAGAGGUCGAUAGAGAGCUUUUUAGCGAAGAAGUGGAGUUUGAAUCAAUGGUCUUGAGUUUAGCUGAAAAAUGCAAGGAAGGAGAAAUCUUAAGGGAGAAAAUAGCCAUGGAUAUGUGGAAAGAUUACAAUAGAAACCGUUGA